UUCUCUUUCACACUGCGUUCUUCUUCUUCUUCUCGCUCACCGGUUCUGUCAAAAGAAAUAUCAGAAUUGAUGCUUUUGCCUGGCUUCAAAAAAAAGUAUUGAUGCUUUUGGUGUUGGUUUUACAUUUACAGAGCAAACGCGGUCCAUCACCAAAUGAACUCAACGAACGUAGGUGACAGCAGUCUGUGACAGAAACUCUUCAACGCUCACGGUGCCUAAUUCCUCACGCAUCGUCAAUUAUAAAUCUGGAAUGCCAUUCAAAAUUCUUUUCCUAAAGAAUCGAUUUGUUAUUCUUAAGCAAAUAUCAGGAUCAUCACCACCGUGGUUUGGUCUUUGCAAAAGAUUCAAUUUUUCUUCGCAAGCUGAUUCUUGCAGCUGGGUUCAACACAACCAGUUGUUUCAAAGGCACCCCAGAUUGCAAAUUAUCGAGAAACAAUGCAUGAAAACACUUCAUCAUCUCAAGCAAUUUGUUGCUUACGUAUUUGUAUCGGGUCUUCACCGCAACCCGUUCAUCAUGGGUCAUAUACUCUAUUUGAGCUUGAUUGAAUCGAAAGAAUGUGACCGCAUCGAAAAUUCGGAGUUUGGGAUUCAGAUCUUCAGUAGGAUGGAAAGACCCAACAUUUUUUCUUGGAAUACGAUGAUUAGAUUCUUCGCAGGCUUCGAUCCAGCGAUUGCUCUACAUUAUUACACCAAAAUGCUGAGAGAAAAUAUGCUCCCCGACAAAUAUACAUUCCCAUUCUUGCUCCAGGCUGGCGGGCCUAGUUUGGAUUUGGGAUUUGUGAAACAAGUUCAUUGCCCCGCCCUCAAACUGGGUUUUGAUCAAUGUUUAUUUUUUCAGAAUUCCGUCCUUAACGCUUAUGCAAUCCGGGAUUCGUCGAUAGAUGCACGAAAGGUGUUUGCUGAAAUGUCUGAGAGAGAUAUUGUUACAUGGACAAGCUUGAUAUCAGGACUCGUCGCGCAAUCCAGUUAUGGUGAAGCACUUGGAGUUUUCCGAAAUUUGAUGGCUGAAGAUUGUGAGCCGCAGCCAAAUGUUGUCGCAAUCAUCUCUACAAUGUCAGCUUGUGGCGGUCUAGGAUAUGCAAACCUUACCAAAUGCUUGCACACUUUCUUAGAGAAGGCUGGAUGGAUGGAAACCGAUGUAUCCGUUGCUAAUUCUCUGAUUGAUGCCUAUGCAAAAUGUGGAGACUUGAGCAACGCAGCCAGAGUUUUCAACGAAAUUCAGAAUGUGAAGAAGGAUUUGUAUUCUUGGACGGCCGUUAUCACAGCAUACGGUAUGCAUGGCCGAGGACUGGAUGCGCUGCGCAUGUUCUCUCAAAUGGAGCAACUCCACGGACUUGUGCCCGAUGCUGUGACCCUUGUCGCGAUUCUUUCAGCAUGUGCGCACUCUGGCCUGCUCGACCAAGGUCUAUCCAUUUUUGAGUCGAUGAGCAGAAAGCACAGGAUUGAGCCUGAUCUUCGGCACUAUGGAUGCCUUGUUGACCUCUUGGGGAGAGCUGGGAUGAUCGAACGAGCUUAUAGUGUAGUUGAGAGUAUGCCGAUGGAGCCUAAUCUGACUGUGUUGGGAUCUUUGCUGAGUAGUUGUAGGCUUCAUAAUGAGUUGGAGUUUGGUGAAGCUGUUUUGAGAAAGAUGGAGGCGUUGAAGGAGAGAGGAGGAGCCGCCGUGCUCGCAUCUAACAUGUAUGCGAGUAAGAAGGAAUGGGAUAGAGUGAUUGACAUAAGGAAAGAGAUGAGAGAAAGAACGCAGGGAAAGCUUCCUGGUAGAAGCUGGAUUCAGAUUAAAGAUGCAGUUCAUGAGUUUGUAGCAAGAAAUGAUUUUGAUCCACAAGCUACGGAAUUGCACAUGCUCCUUCAAAGUCUGGAAAAGAUCUCGAUAUUGUUGUAAGUGUUUUAGUAAUGUCUCUCAAUUUGAUUACAAUGUUAAGGUUAUAAAACAUUUAGUUGAGAGAAAAGAAUGCUAAGAAAACACAACAUUUAGUUGAGG
Messenger RNA from Salvia miltiorrhiza (redroot sage), 1981 nucleotides. Its product is annotated as putative pentatricopeptide repeat-containing protein At3g28640. Gene Ontology annotation, molecular function: protein binding; RNA binding. Lineage: Eukaryota; Viridiplantae; Streptophyta; Magnoliopsida; Lamiales; Lamiaceae. Gene Ontology annotation, biological process: RNA modification. The transcript has a single exon. Bases 251 to 1882 code for a protein of 543 amino acids. The record is from RefSeq and is a predicted model, not a curated record.